UUAAACUGACUGAGAGGUCCUCUAUCCGCAGCUCCUUCGUCUUCCUCCCAAGCCUUUUACCUUUUCUUUCUUUCUUCUCCAAAACUAGCAAUCUGAGAUUUCAACCUCUCUCUCCAAGGAGCAGCGGCAUGCUUUUCCAAACGUAAUCUGCAAUUUAAUCAAACAGCCACCAAAUUUUCUGGAAUCCGGUCAAUGCAGAGAUUCUUCGGAUUUUGAUCGGUCAACGCCAGCUGCUUACCUGAGCUCUAACAGACACAACAGUGAUAACGUCCUCCACCUCUGUCUCUGUUUGGCUGAUUCUGCUGUUUCGCUUCUUUCACCUCCACAAGCUUGCUGCCAAUGUCGAAGAGCUUGGGGGUUUGUCAGACUUGGUGAGCUUGGAUCUUUACUUGGCAACCUUGCAAAACUGCGUUUCCUUGACUUUCUUCCUUAAAGUCCUUGUGCCGGAUGCAUAUAAUUUAUAGUAUGAUCCCUGGUUUCAAGAUUCACAAGAAGGGAACAUCCAAUCAUUGCAAGUCCUGUGAGUUUCAUACACUUUCAUCUCAGUGUAAGAGGGAGGAGAGAGAGAGACAGAAGUUACUAAUUUCUCCGCCAUCAGGUAUUGUUUGUUUUGCCAAUAAUCCUCGUCUGAAUCCACUUCCAGCCUCACCACAUCCAGGUUACUAUCGAAUUCCGUAUCCUAACCGAAUUGCGAACUCGAAUCGUAACAUGUAUCUGGAAACUAUGGGUGGCACUGGUACUGGGGCUAUUUUUGGAGGGGUUGCCGUUGGUGUUGCUUUGCUGUUUGGUGCACUUGCAAUUGCAUUUGCUUAUUGUCGACGAAGAAAACCACAGGAUCAUUUCUUUAAUGAACCUGCUGAGGAGGAUCCAGAAGUUCAUUUACGACAGCUCAAAAGGUUUUCUUUACGCGAGCUACAAGUUGCGACGGAUACCUUUAGCGACAAAAAUAUUCUUGGUAGAGGUGGAUUUGGUAAGGUUUAUAAAGGAUGCUUAGCUGAUGGAACUCUGGUUGCUGUAAAAAGACUAAAAGAGAAGAGAACCCAAGGCGGGGAGCUACAGUUCCAAACGGAAGUUAAAAUGAUUAGCAUGGCUGUCCACCGCAAUCUGCUUCGUCUGCAUGGUUUUUGCAUGACACCAACAGAAAGGCUGCUUGUAUAUCCUUAUAUGGCUAAUGGAAGUGUGGCAUCACGUUUAAUAGAUCGUCCAGAAGGACAACCUGCACUUAAUUGGCCAGUAAGACAACGCAUUGCAUUGGGAUCUGCAAGAGGCCUUGCUUAUUUACAUGACCACUGUGAUCCAAAAAUUAUUCACCGUGAUGUGAAAGCUGCAAACAUAUUGUUGGAUGAGGAAUUCGAAGCAGUUGUUGGAGACUUUGGGUUGGCUAAACUCAUGAACUACAAGGAUACACAUAUUACCACAGCUGUACGUGGCACAAUUGGUCAUAUAGCACCAGAGUACUUUUCAAAUGGAAGGUUUUCCGAGAAAACUGAUGUUUUUGGAUACGGAGUCAUGCUUCUUGAACUCAUCACUGGUCAGAGGGCUUUUGAUCCUCAGCCUGAGAGUGAUGAUGACGUCACGUUACUUGAUUGGGUCAAAGGACUAAUGAAAGAUCAGAGGGUGGAAAUACUUGUUGAUGCUGAUCUAAAUGGAAAUUAUAUUGACGAUCAAGUGGAGCAGCUGACCCAAGUAGCUCUACUAUGCACACAAGACUCCCCAGGGGAACGGCCCAAGAUGUCAGAGGUUGUCCAGAUGCUGGAAGGCGAUGGUUUGGCUGAAAGAUGGGAAGAGUGGCAGAACGAGAUGUUCCGCCAAGAUUUCAACCCUAUUCAUCACCAAAGUACUAAUUGGAUCAUAGUAGACUCAACUUCUCAUAUUCCUCCGGAUGAGUUGUCCGGUCCCAGAUGAUAUGCACGUUGGUUCCGUCCCCUGUAUACAUGUAAGAAGCCUUCAGAGGACUGGAGAAGGUCCAUUUUGUAUUUCAGUGAUACCACAUUUGCAUAUGUUGUCUUUGUUUUCGAUUUUGUUUUUGUCUCAUGUAUUUUUUAGAUGACAAAAUUGGAGUUGGUGCUGUUGUAAUUUUUAUAGAGUUAACUGGCAUUACGAAGUUAUAUGGUGCUAGCAGGAAUUAGGAAGGGCCAUAAAAGUACCCGUUCCUGAUGAUUUAUGUAUCUAUCCAGAAAUUAGUCCAGAUUGCCGAGUAAAUAAUCAUUCUGAA
Molecule: messenger RNA, 2215 nt
Organism: Malus domestica (apple)
Lineage: Eukaryota; Viridiplantae; Streptophyta; Magnoliopsida; Rosales; Rosaceae
Source: RefSeq, a predicted model, not a curated record